CUAACGGCCACACCACUGCUGUCUCCCUCCGCACAUUCCUCCCGGGAAGAAUAAAGCUGCGGCGGCGGCAGAAAAUAGUCCGCUGCCUCUUCACCCACCUCUCGGAAAUCCGUCCGCGCAGCCGCCACUCAGAGCCCGGUGCUGCAGCUGGGAUGAGGCGAGUGUGGGGGCCCCUGCACCCCGGGGCCCGGCCAUAGAGCGGCGGCAUGGAGCAGUACGAGGAGGACGUGGCCCUGGCGCUGUAUGACGGCCUGUGCCUGGGAGAGAGCCGAGGGUCCCGGAGGGUGAAUGGCCAGUACCUGCCCCACUGCCCCUCCGACACCGGCCAGCUGAGGGACGGGGGCAUCUGCCGCUCGGAGGUGGCCCUGCCCUGCUACUCCGGCCUGCCCGACAGGAACAAGAGGUACUCGGCAGAGUUCUAUAGAGGCAGCUACGACGGGGUCCCCCUGGCGGCCAAGCAGGGGGCAGGGGGUAAGAUGGGCAGUGCCAGCAUGGUGGGGCAUUGUGCCAGCAGCAACAGUAAUACCCUCUCCAUGGACAGGUUCUCCAGCCCCAGGUCCAGCCUGGUGGUGCCAGGCCAGGGGGAGAAGUACCCCAGCUUGGGGCAGUAUGAGGGGGCAGUGCUGAGCCCCAGGUCCAGCUAUGCCAGCACUGCCAGUGACACCAGCAAGCACUCAAGCCCCCGUGCCAGCCUCACCAGCAGUAACCGCACCAGUGGCAUCAGCAUGGGAUACGACCAGAGGCACAUCAGCCCCAGGUCCAGCACCGCCAGCCCCAGGUCCAGUUACUCAGACUCACGCUACGUGCCCAGCGGGAACCCUGAUCUAGAUGGAAUGGUGGGUCACGGUACCCUGGUGAGUCCCAGGUCCAGUAUGUGCCUACAGGACGGGAGAGCUGCCACCCUGGGGAGCUGCAACCCUUCUGUGGUCAGCCCAAGGUCCAGCAUUUCCAGCCACAGUUCCCGCAGUUCCAGAAGCUCCAGGGGGUCCAUGGGGGCAUACACUGAUCUCCCAGUACCCUCCCCCAGGUCCUCCAUGCUUGGGCCCAGCGUACAGGAAGAGACCCUCAUGCAGGAUCCUGGAGAGACUUGUCACUACAAAGUCCUCACCCAGUCUCCACCGAGACAGGAGCAGCAGCCACCGCCGCUGCCCCCCAAUCCUGAGCCCAACUUGGGGGCAUCCUACAGCUUCAGCUCCGCCAAGGGCUCUGCCACCGUGCACAGGUUUAAGGUUCCUUACCAGGUCACCCCGUCCAAGGAGAGUGGACCCAGCCAGGCAGAGAAGAGGUUGGAGGCUCUCACCCUAGAGUUGGAGAAGGAGUUGGAGAUGCACAUGAAGAAGGAAUACUUUGGAAUUUGUAUCAAAUGUGGGAAGGGGGUGUACGGAGCCAGCCAGGCCUGCCAAGCCAUGGGCAACCUGUUCCACACCAACUGCUUCACGUGCUGCUCCUGUGGGAGAAGAUUGCGAGGGAAAGCGUUCUACAACGUCAAUGGGAAAGUUUACUGCGAGGAAGAUUUCCUGUAUUCCGGCUUCCAGCAAACGGCAGACAAGUGUUUUGUGUGCGGUCAUCUUAUAAUGGAAAUGAUUUUGCAGGCUCUGGGGAAGUCGUAUCAUCCUGGCUGCUUUCGCUGCGUGGUAUGUAACGAGUGCCUGGACGGUGUCCCCUUCACCGUAGACGUGGAAAACAACAUCUACUGCGUGAAAGAUUACCACACAGUCUUUGCACCUAAAUGUGCCUCGUGCAACCAGCCAAUUCUUCCAGCGCAGGGGUCGGAGGAGACGAUCAGGGUUGUUUCCAUGGACAAAGAUUACCACGUGGAGUGUUAUCACUGUGAGGACUGUCACCUGCAGCUGAAUGAUGAAGAAGGCCACCGGUGUUACCCCCUGGAAGGACAUCUCCUGUGCCACAGCUGUCAUCUAAGGCGUUUAAGUGUUAAUAUUCCACCAGCGCACCCCCCCAAUUACCCUAUGCACGUGACAGAACUCUGAGCUGGUGCUCGGGACAGGAGAAUCUGCUGCAUCGAUGAUUGAGAAGAGAGAGACUGUAAUCGUCCCAUCUUCUAACACCUACUGGUACCAUGUGUACACAAAGGGGGGGGUUUAACACGUUCCCUGCUUGGGAUGUCUUACUGGACAAGGGUUAUGUCAGCACUGCACCCUAGAGAGAAAGCGGGCCCCCACUCCCAGUGUCUAUAGUGCAUUUCUACAGAGAGCGAGAGUAGUUUCAAGAAAAUUAAGUUUAUUUUAACAGCUUCUUUCAAAUUAUUUAUUGUCCUGACAGUGGCUGCAAAUCUACAGAACCCACACGCUGUGUGUAAAUCAUGGUUCACCAGUGGAAAUAGUCAUUCUUAGCACUUAAUCUGUAUUAAUUCAUUUGCUGCCGGAAGGAUUUGCCUACGGCUGACUGGUGCAAAUGCUUCAGGCGGAGGUUCAGUAAUCCCCUUCAGAAGACGUCUCCAGUGUGAACAGACUUUGCUUCCGCAACCAGGUGAAAUACUGAGAGGGGUUCUACUGAUGCAGACUGCAGGACCCACCCCCACCAAUUCAUGACCACUUUUCUGGUGGUAGGAAAAACAAAGACAGGGUCUUACGCAAAACCUCAGCUUGUCCAUUUCAGAGGUAUUUUUCUGAAUCCAGUGUUUGAUAGAGGUAACCAUUAAAUCCUUCUUAGCAAGUACAACCUUGGAGAGCUCCACAAUUUCCAUUAUGCGAUGUUGUGUGAAGCACCAGAGAGACAUCCACUAAGAGACAGACUAAUCGCAACACCCACAAUGCAUUGCACCCCCGUUUAUCAGCAACACCCACAAUGCACUGCACCCCCCUUUAUCUGGGCAGUCACUUCGCUGCUAGAACCCUGAUUAUAUGGGUUAUAUGAGAGGAGAGAUUGCUUUGAUAAUAUAAAUCACAGUUGAACCGUAAAUACAUGUACAGUACCUGUGCUGCAUUGUAAUUAGCUGUUAAUAUGCUCACGCUUUAGUGCCAAAGCAGAAAGUCAUGCGGCUGAACUCUGAGCGCUGUACAGUGUUGAUAUACUGUAGUACCAAGGAGGAUUAGUAAAUAGUAUAUGCAGUUGCACCAUGGGUUAGUUUGAUUGCGGGAAAUCUGGGUGUUACUGUAACCUGUCAGUGUUCCACUGGAGGGCGCUAGUAGCAGUGACAACUGAUUUCUGGCAGAAGGCAUGUGGGCAAUAGAAGAUGCCCCCCCUCACUUCCAUGUUAUUAUAUAAAUAGUUUUGGGAUGGAAAAGACCAUGGAUAAAGGAGCAGUGAGGACUGGAGAUUAGCAGGAGCCUGUAAUUACCCUGAGGAGUGGGCUUGGCCUCUGAACACUGAUAUUCUGAAUAUUGCUUCGACCCAGACGUACUGCGUGUAAAUAUCGCCUAUGGGUGCACACAGCAUCUGACAUCUGUAGGUAAUAUAUUAACCUUUAUUUUUUUCCUUAUUCCUCUGAAAAGGAAAAACUAAUUUAUUUCCGCUGUUAACAGCGUACAACAGAAUUAUUUCACUACAGCACACCUGUCCAACCAGUCCCCUCAUAUCACAUUGGCCUGAAUAUAGGUUGUCAUAUAAUUAUCUAUAGGAGUUUAAUCUGCAAAGGCAAAACAGGAAAGCGGAUCAGUGUAAUCCAACUCUAUUGUCCUUUAAUGUAGAACAGUGGUUUUCCAACUCUAUCCCAAACAGUUCACAUUUCCCAGGUCACCCAGCAGCUGCACAGGUGUAUUCAUGACUCACUGACACAUUUCCCAGGUCACCCAGCAGCUGCACAGGUGUAUUCAUCACUGACACAUUUCCCAGGUCACCCAGCAGCUGCACAGGUGUAUUCAUGACUCACUGACACAUUUCCCAGGUCACCCAGCAGCUGCACCGGUGUAUUCAUUACUCACUGACACAUUUCCCAGGUCACCCAGCAGGGGCACAGGUGUAUUCAUGACUCACUGACACAUUUCCCAGGUCACCCAGCAGCUGCACAGGUGUAUUCAUGACUCACUGACACAUUUCCCAGGUCACCCAGCAGGGGCACAGGUGUAUUCAUGACUCACUGACACAUUUCCCAGGUCACCCAGCAGCUGCACAGGUGUAUUCAUGACUCACUGACACAUUUCCCAGGUCACCCAGCAGCUGCACAGGUGUAUUCAUGACUCACUGACACAUUUCCCAGGUCACCCAGCAGGGGCACAGGUGUAUUCAUGACUCACUGACACAUUUCCCAGGUCACCCAGCAGCUGCACAGGUGUAUUCAUGACUCACUGACACAUUUCCCAGGUCCCCCAGCAGCUGCACAGGUUUAUUCAUGACUCACUGACACAUUUCCCAGGUCACCCAGCAGGGGCACAGGUGUAUUCAUGACUCACUGACACAUUUCCCAGGUCACCCAGCAGCUGCACAGGUGUAUUCAUCACUGACACAUUUCCCAGGUCACCCAGCAGCUGCACAGGUGUAUUCAUGACUCACUGACACAUUUCCCAGGUCACCCAGCAGCUGCACAGGUGUAUACAUGACUCACUGACACAUUUCCCAGGUCACCAAGGAGGUGCACAGGUGUAAUCAUUACUCUCUUACACACACACACACACACUACACAUAAUCCCUUUCCCAAGUGCCGGCACUGGGCUUUGGUUGCCAGUUUGGUGAAUAUCCUGUAUACAGAAAAUAAUCCGUCUAUUACUAGGGUACAGCGUAGUUGUGCUCUUCUUGAAUCGGCACUAAACCCCCCCCCUUACUGAUUAAUCAGAAAGCCGAUCAUCACUUCUUGUGUAGCUGGAAUACACGUAUUGCUGUAAUCUACAAUAGUGCAGGCACGAUAGGUUUUUAGUUCCACAACAGCUGGUGUACCAGAGGGCGCCCAAGACUGUUUUUUAUUUUUCUCAUGCCCGCAAAUCCCAGUGCAGCAGCAAGAAUGUGCCCCCUUCAUUGCACGCUCCUGCUGGUCCUUUACCUACCACUCCAUCUAUCCAUGUACACUGUGUAAUGUGUGCAGAGAGCAGUGUAAUGUUAUAUGGCGCUGUCCAAUCACAUCAGUCCCGCACCGGCAGAACUUACAAUCUGGAUUUACACACCAAUUUAGUAAGAAAGCAAACUUGUUUGUGGACUAAUCAAGCAAAUGGACAUGAACACGGGGAAAACAUACAAACUCCACACACAAACUACCCCAGUAUUAUGAAGCACCGUGAUCUACCAUGAUGUAUGCAUCACGGGUCUCGUAUAUAAAUAGAUAAGUCUUUAUUUUCCAGUAAUCGCCAUGGCUGUAUCCAGUUGGGUCGGCGGUAUUGACCCCAUGAGAAUUUCUGCCGCAUAGUAACCGGAACCCUGUCAGUAAAUGAUCCCUUUCUGGGAGCUGUGGGUUUAGAAAGGUUUUCUUUAAUUGGGACAAAUUUAGAUGUAGUUGGAGGUGCUAUCAAUGCUGCUUCCCUGGAAGCAAUAGCACUAAUAUGUUAAUGCAGCAGGAGGUGUCACACCACCUGCUGCAUUACUAGUCCGAACUGCACCCAAGGACUCUAUCAGACCUUCCCUGGCACCUUUGGGUGGCUUGCAGCACCCAAGCGCCCCUUGCAGAGGCCAGGAAAUCUCCCUGCCAUCGCCGCCCCCAAACGGCAUCAGGUGUAGGAUCCAUGUGCACACAUACGGAACGGGUCAUGCGCAAAGUACUGAUCAUCUUUACUUUGCAACACGCAUAGCAGAUACAACCGGACCUGAAUGAGGUCCAGUGUGAGAGACCAGCUGGAACUGUGACUAUAAUGUCCCAUAAUAAUCCAUAUAAUGUAAUUUCACUCAGAUUCCCUCAUUAAUUCUAAAUUAUUUCCUGUAUUAAAAACAAAUCCCCCAAUAAAUGUCUGCUGUAUGCGCCGGCCCACUGACUCUCUACAAGAACGCGGCACAGCCGUCCGCCACACCUUGUGCCCCAUUCCUAAAACUUAGGCUCAGACAACAGGGGGCUAAUUAGUGAUCCAUGCGACUGUAUCAUCAAGACCGGGACAAACUAUAGACUGAGGGGUUCCCAGCCAUCUACUACACAUACAUGUCCCAGCCAUCUACUACACAUACAUGUCCCAGCCAGCACACGCGUCUACAGAUCUGCAGCAUGACUGUCAGCUGUACACCCAGAGGUAUUGUGCUGUAAAGAUACAUUUAGCAUUGAUGACUCUCUCUGCACCAGAUGUACAGGUAAUAGACGGGUCAGUAGCUACAAUAAUAAAGAACAGCAAGACAUAAUAAAGUCACACGUCAGCACACAGGCUGCGGCCCCAUCUGUAUAUUAUGCGCUGUCACUUGGUUACCACCACAUACAUGUAUGGUGGUGGCCAGACAUACACUGUGCUUUCAUCUAUGGCAGGACACUUGGUACCGCUCAGUAUAGUGUACUAUGAUCACAUCACAAUGAAGUGUUACAAAAGACCGCUAGGCCUUGUAACAAAAAAACAUGCAAACUGACACACACCUAUGUACAUUGUACAGUAAGUCCCACAACUCAGUCGCUGCAAUAAAUGUAUGUACAAAGAUGAAAGGAACUGCAACAGUGAGUACAAUGCGAUGGCAGUACUUUGGGUUCACAUGUCCCGUAUCACGUACGCAAGCACAGCCAGAAUCAUACACAGUCCAAGGUAAAUCCCAAAAAGUGCCAAUUAAAAGGAAUAUUUGAAAACUAGAUCUGUGUGCUGGUUGCAGAGCCUGCUGUGACCUCUGACCCCCAUGGCUACCAUUAUUCCACCCCAUGUAAUGUAUUGUCCGGAUAUCACCUGCCUUGUUCCUCAGUAUUACUUGUCUUAUUGUAAUCCUAGUACUACAAACACUGCUCCUACGCAGGUAUUCCUGGGGCAGCCGUCAGUGCAGUGUUAUAUUACUGUACUGUACCCUUUACUGUAUUCAGGUGACCAGACACAUUUACACUUGUUUCUGUGGUCACAAUGGGUAGACACUUGUUAAUGCUCACUCCGUAGCCUCCUGGCUGCUGGUCCAGCUUUCCUGGCCAACGGUGGACAUGACCUCUCAAAAUAAAGGCGUCAGCCCUUCUUGUAAUAAAUACAACUACUGUAUAUCUAUAGAUCGUUGGGGAAACAUUUAUCAAACCCUAUAAAGAGGACAAGUUGGUGUUGCCUAUAGCAACCAGAUUCUAUUUUAUAAAAUGUACUAGAUAAAUGGUAGCUAGAAGCUGGUUCGUUGCUACGGGUAACUUCAGCCAUUGUCCUCUGUUGAUACAUCUUCCCCUUGGUGCCAGUUUUGGAAAGGUGAAACCCAGGAGAAUGCUGGGAAGAGCGGUAAUGUCAGGGUGUGAUAGGACGUGAUGGACUUUAGUGUCUGUCAGCAGAGCCAGGCUUCUGAACAAAUCAUUGAGAGUGAGGCUGCUUAGUGCACACACAUCCUGUACGGUCUUAUAGUCUAAUAUAGAGAUACAUCCUUUUACUGUACCUGUAUGUCAACAAGAAUAUGAGGAAACGCAUCUGUAUGAAAUAGUCAUUAUUUUGUUUAUUCCAAUCUAAUGAUGCUUGCCUAACAAAGCUGACAAUCUAAUUUAAUUCCAUGCACUUCCACAUCGAGCAGACACUGGAAAUAAAGGCAGAAAUGUAUAAACCAUGUCUUUUAAAAUGUGUACCUUGUUAUAUACACGCUGCUGACGUGACUACUCAGUGUAUAUUUUAAUAUGUGUAUAUUGGCUUUGGCUGCCUCGAUUCCCCCAGAUAAAGCUUUUCCAAAGUGCGCCAGCUCAGGACCUGUAUGUGUUCCUCCACCAUCCCGUUAUCUUCUGAUAGAGACCCACGCGUUUCACACCCGUUGUCCCUCCCACACUGCUCCGUAUGUGACACCAGCCGGAGGAGCCGCUGCGUUUCCCAGAACAUCAUUUCCAGUUUAUUCUCAUUUUCUCUACAAAUCCCAAAACUCUUAUUCCCAAGUAUGGAGAUGAAGGCUAGUGCUUGUCUAACUGACCGACACUACUGAUAGCCAAGGCGGGCUACUCCUCCCUAAAUGCUGUAUUCUGGUUUUCUCCAAGUGUAAGGAAGUUGGUAAUGCAAAAUACAAGACUUAGAGGGACAUUUACUAAGCAGUGAUAAGGGCAGAGAAGUGAGCCAGUGGAGAAGUGCCCAUGGCAAACACUGAAGAAACAUCUAUAAUUUGCAUACUAUAAAUUUAUACAGAGCUGUUGAUAGGGCCACUUUUCCACUCUUAUCACUGCUUAGUAAAUGUCCUCCUUAGCCACAAAAAUGUUAGGUAUUGGUUGCUCAUUUUUCAUGUAGCUGGCAUAGAAAGAAACCUCUCUCCCCCAACUCGUAAUGUCCUAUCUCACUGAAAAGAAUGAAGGUCCUCAGUGGACCAUCAGAUAUCAGUGUAGAAAUUCCCCACCUUGGCAAGACAGGACAGCAGUUGUCAUAGACACUGCGCAAAUCUACAGUUUCCAAAUAAAUAUCUAUAUAUUAAAGCUCCCUAAUUGGAUGCCAAGUGGCCAUGCAUAAACUCUAUAGACUACUCCCAAAUGCCAUUCUGCACUCUUGGCUCACAUCAGCGCUGUGAGUAAUAUUGCAGGUCUGUUAUCACUGACUUACCAGCUUCUGCUGUAAUGGGUUGGGUUUGUGUUACCGGCGAUCGGAAGACCGCCGGUCACCAUACCGACGCCGGAAUCCCGACUGGGAGAUCGCCGGGGGGGGGCGAGCGCAACUAUGCCCCAUCUCUUUCCACUAGACCGGCGGGCAUUUGAGGGUUCGGGAUCCCGGCGUCUGUAUUGUAAUCAGUCUCCUGUCCACCGGUCACAUAACCGCAUCCCGCUGUAAUCUGCCAUUUGUUCUCAUACUCGUUAGUAGACUAUAAAAGCAAGAGAUAGGCGUACACACGCCCACAGCGUCCCAUGUUGUCUCCAUUCCUAAUUCACCGCACCCUCCAGUGUCCGUAGCUUCCCUAAAUGGUUACUUGGUGUCACAUCUUUAUUGCUACCAGACAAUGUACGGAGAGGUAAGAUAAAAGGAUUUCAGUGUCUUUGUAUUUUAAUCACAAGCUGCGUCAUGAACUAUUAUAUUUGUAACUAAUUUCUUAACUGUAGUAUAUAAGUUGACUUAAAUUAAGUUUUCCUUUUAAGAAAUAUAUUUUUCAUUUUCUUUGAAAGAAUAUAGUGGUUUCUUUUCGGCCAGGAACUUGGACCAACUUUGUAGGAGAUGUAAUAUGCUCAGUUUGUAUAUCAUGUAAAGUAGUUUUAUGCCGGCAAAAAGUAAAAAUAAAAAAAAUGGAUUAGUUGAACUAUUUUUGUAUAAAUUCUUGCAGAACUCUCAUUGUGCUUCGGUUAUUUAGAACCAUAGAACAAUUGUGUCUUUAUUUUUAUUAUCUGUGUUUGAUUCUCUUGAUUUAAGAAAUAAAAACUUGGGGAAAUGUAGAUUUAUUUAUCCGAAGAAGCGAUAUUGCUAUCAUCUUAAGUUAUUUAAUGUUAAAAGACAGAAGCGUCAUUUAAACUUUAGUUGUUAUAAUCUGCUUUUUACAAUAAAGACUUUUUUGUAGUUUA
Pseudophryne corroboree (corroboree frog) is the source of this 9475-nucleotide messenger RNA. Its product is annotated as Wilms tumor protein 1-interacting protein homolog. Gene Ontology annotation, biological process: regulation of DNA-templated transcription; positive regulation of miRNA-mediated gene silencing; response to hypoxia. The record is from RefSeq and is a predicted model, not a curated record. Gene Ontology annotation, cellular component: nucleus; transcription regulator complex; adherens junction. The coding region runs from base 207 to 1988 and encodes 593 amino acids. The transcript is spliced from 8 exons. Gene Ontology annotation, molecular function: transcription corepressor activity. NCBI's taxonomy places the organism in Eukaryota, Metazoa, Chordata, Amphibia, Anura, Myobatrachidae.